GUCGCACUUAUUGCACGGUACCCACUGCGAAUUCUGCCGCCUUUUGUUUACCUCUACACGGACGCUAAGCGAACCGGACCAAUUGCCAGUUGUUGUUUGGGUGUACCACGUGCCGGUUGUUGUUCGUUGGAUCGUCAAAUUGUGCUGUGCAGUUUUCAGUUUCUGGUUCGUGCCGAUAGGAAGACAGUUGAAAACGUUCGAUCUGAUUGCGAAUGAUGGCGAACAACUAUCAAAACCAGGCGGCCCCGAGUGACAAUCAGCCCGGCAGGGGCGCACUGCCGAUACGUCCGGGCGAUCUGCCGGCGAUGUCGAAUAUCGUACCCACGGGCCAGUGGUGGUACCCGGGCGCUCAGAAUCCGCUCGACAGCACGCUACAGCAGCAGCAGUGGCAACAGCAACAGCUCCAACAGCAGCAGUUGCAGCAACAGCAGCUUCAACAGCAGCAGAUGCAGCAGCAGAUUCACCAGCAGAUGCAGCAACAUUUACAACAGCAGCUCCAGCAACAGCAACAGCAGCAACAGCAGCAGCACCAAGGCGAGCAACGGGCUCCAACUCAUUCCGCGCCACCGGUUAAUACUCCGCAGCGCAAGAUGGUUACUCCCGCCAAAGUGAAGGACAAUAAGCCGAAGGGUCGCUUGACCGCGUACAAUUACUUUCUGCAAACGUGCCGCGAUGAGCACAAGAAGCAGCACCCGGACGAGCAGGUGAUCUUUGCGGAGUUUUCCCGCAAGUGCGGCGAACGGUGGAAAACGAUGCUGGAGAGCGAGAAGCAGCGCUUCCACGAGAUGGCCGAGAAGGACAAGCAGCGGUACACGCUGGAAAUGCAGAGCUAUGUUCCGCCGCAGGAUUCGCCGGGUGCCGGGCGCGGCAAGAAGCGCAAGCAGGCGAAGGAUCCGAAUGCACCGAAACGUGGAUUGACGGCGUUCUUCCUGUACUGCAACGACGAGCGGAACAAUGUGAAAGCCCUCAAUCCGGACUUUAGUGUCGGUGACGUCGCGAAGGUACUGGGCCGCCAGUGGUCCGCCUUGGACACGGAAGUGAAGCAGCGCUACGAGCAACAGGCCGAGAAAGAGAAGCUGCGCUACGAAGAGGAACUUUCGGAGUACAAGAAGCAGCUUCAUGGUGUUGGCACGGGCGGCGUUCAUCAUCCUCACGACGAUGACGAGGAUGAAGAGGACAGCGAUGAGGAUGAUAUCGAGUAGACGAGGCCCGACGGCAGAAGCAUCCUAAUUCUUCUCGUAUUCAAGGCUGCGGUGAUCUCAGCAAGCUACUUCACGAUAAAGUGCCAAACAAAAACGAAGGGAAACCGAAUAUUGAAUUGAAAUUUGAAUAAACACUUAGAAA
This is a messenger RNA of Anopheles coustani, 1344 nucleotides long. RefSeq names its product high mobility group protein B2-like. Gene Ontology annotation, cellular component: nucleus. The transcript is spliced from 2 exons. The coding region runs from base 213 to 1202 and encodes 329 amino acids. The record is from RefSeq and is a predicted model, not a curated record. NCBI's taxonomy places the organism in Eukaryota, Metazoa, Arthropoda, Insecta, Diptera, Culicidae. Gene Ontology annotation, biological process: regulation of transcription by RNA polymerase II. Gene Ontology annotation, molecular function: DNA binding, bending.